Molecule: messenger RNA, 2944 nt
Organism: Solea senegalensis (Senegalese sole)
Lineage: Eukaryota; Metazoa; Chordata; Actinopteri; Pleuronectiformes; Soleidae
Gene: dipk1c
Product: divergent protein kinase domain 1C
Exons: 9
Coding region: 733-2175 (480 amino acids)
Source: RefSeq, a predicted model, not a curated record
GGAGGGGGUUUCUUCAGUUUUAGAGACGGGACGCGAGAAGAGACGCCUCCUUUCUCCCUGAGGACACACACGCACACACACACAGUUCCAGUAGGAAAGAGUAUAAAGGAGAAAACGCUGUGAGUGCAGCAGAGAGAGAGAGGAAGGAAGAGGAAUGAGGCUGGAAAAAGAACAAGCCUGAACACACACACACACACACACACACACAGAGUCAGUGGCAGCGUGAGCAGAAACCAGAUCGCAGGUCCUGGUCGUUCUGUCAGUUGAGGAUCAGAGUUUACUGGAGCUACAGGAGCAUCUUCUCUGGACUGAGACCUGGUCCUUGUCCUGGUCCUGGACUCACAGAUGUGUGACGGAGCUGCAGACGACAGAGGAACCUGAGGAGAAACGAUUCUUCAUCUCAUCUCUGCAGGUUUCUUUGGAAACAUUCAACGUUACUUUCCCUGAAUGGAUUCUCGUUCCCCUGCUGACCUUUGACCCUGUGUGUCACGCUGGACCGUGGUUCCUCAACAUUUGAUGUUUCACUGCGAUGGAGGUCAGAGGGGCGGAGUCUCAGCGGCUCGCUGUGAUUGGCUGAUUCCACUCUUCUUCAGGACAAAUGUUUGGAUCGGGGAUUCUCCACCUUCACUUCCUGCAGAGGAUCAUGGGAAAUAUGAGUCCACGGACACACAGAUGAUGUCAUUGAUUGCCUCAUAAACAAAGUAACAUCUCUUCAGCAUCGACAGUGACAUCAUGUUACCUGGAGGUCAGGGGUCAGGCGGGGGGAGGCUGGGCCUGCUGCGGUGGCUUGGACUCCGGUUGUGGUCCCGGCGCGGGACCCUGGUCUUUGCUCUGCUCUGGUUCGGCUCCUGGUUGUUUCUGAAUGGCCUAGUUCUGGUUCACAGGAGCAUCAUGAUGUCGGACUACUGCACUGACGACAAGAGCCAGAGGAUCCUGCAGCGACUGUGCGUGGAGUUCGGUGAGGGGGUGGUGACAGGGGACAUGUGUGAGGACAUGUGUGUCCUCGGCCUGGUCGACUACAAACGCUGUCUCUACUACGAGAACGGGAAGAAGGUGAUGGAGGGGCGGUGGAGAGGAAAACCCAUCAUCCUCAAGUCCAAGCUGGAGAACUUCUCCUCCUACGAGCCGCUGGGAAUCCUGGACUAUCAGGACGCAGCAGAGGACGUGUCUCCACUCGACAUGGUUUUCUAUGCCACUCUGGAGGUACGAAACUCGCUGGGAUUGGCUGAGGCAGAUGAGGAGGAGGAGGAGGGCGGAAGAGGAGGAGGAGGCGGAGCCAACAGUUCUCUGGCCAGGCUUUGGGGGAAGAAGCUGAAAAAGCGAGACAAGAGUUUCUCCAGAGCAGAGUUAGCGUCGCUAUGGUCGCUGCUGCAGCAGGAGGAGUACACCUUCCUCAGACUCCUGCAGGACCUCAGCACUCACGUGGCCAAGGUGCUGGGUUCUUGUGGUCAUUUCUACGCUGUGGAGUACCUGUCAGCAGGACAUGCCUGGGACCAGAACAUCUUCUCCCUGGAGGAUGUGGUGGUCCCUGGACGCAUGGGUCGGGACCGGGCCGGACCACGUGGACGCUGGACCAGCAGGGAGAUGGUCCACCGCAUCGCGCUGAGUUUCCUGGACAUGGUUUGGCACUUUGACAACGACUUCGCCCACAAACUGCACCUGUGCGACAUCAAGCCGGAGAACUUCGCCAUCAGGACGGACCUGACCGUGGUGGCGAUCGACGUGGACAUGGCGUUCUUUGAGCCAAAGAUGCAGGACAUCCUGGAGCAGAACUGCAGCAGCGACGACGACUGUAACUUCUUCGACUGUUCGUCCAGGUGUAAUCUGAGCAGACGGAGGUGUAACCCACGGCGACGCAACACUAACCUGCAGGUGAUUUGUGAGAAGAUUUUCAGGCCGUGGUUUUCUCCCACUCUGCUCGGGGCUAAAGCAGGGCUCCCCCUACAGGUGGAGCUGCAGCGGGCUGUGCAGGAGUGUUCAGAAACAGAUGGAGGUGUAGACGAGAGAGAAGACGAUGCAGCAGGUGGACGACCAGGAGGGGGUAGCAGCAGCAGAGACAUCCACCAGCGUCUUCUCAACAUCCUGACCCGUCUCCUCCAUGAGGGAGGAGCUUCAGAUGAGGGAAGAAGAGAGCGUGAGGAGAGAGGCCACGCCCACACAUCCCUGAACUUCUGAAGAGCACAUGAAGGAAACUCAGAUUAAAACUGGAGUAAAGACAUUUUCAGGAUCAUAUCAGUAACUCUGAGCGCCCCCUGCUGCUGAGAACUAGCACUAGGACUCUCACACACUCAGUGAAAACAAAAUGGCUGCCAACUUUAACAAAAGACUCUUGAUAUUAAAUCUACAACAGUUUAAGUCUACAAUAUCAGUGUCACAUGUUCACGUGUUCACCAAAGCCCAUAGAGAUGGGCUUUGGUGUGGGACAGUAAGUGGUUUACAAACGUCUGUCUAACAGUGAGAUAAAUACGUGAACAUCAGUUUUUGGUGAAACUCUCAGGUUUCUAUUCACCUGAGGAUCAUGUGAUGGAUGAUUUCUUUUCUUCUUCUUUAAUUAAAGCAGUUUUUUAGUCUCAGUGAGAUUCAAGAAAUUCUCUUGUUUGAAGAGGAACAAAUGUAUUCAUGAUGUCAUUUUUUAGACUUUUAUUCUGACAUUUUCUUGACGACGUCACCUGUUUUUCACUCAUUGACACUGAGUAGACGUUUGUGGAGGCGGAUCACUGGUAUUAUGGGACUUUAACAAAAGAUCUAAAAAAAUGUUAAAAUUUAAACACAUUAACAUGUUUACGACAGUGUUGAAAUAAAAGACAAGAAAUGUGACGUCACUAUCUGCUAACGUAAACAGUGUUAGCUUAGCAUUAAAACUGGAAAACAUAUUUAGUUUCUAUUUUAACUUAAGUUUGAAUUUUAAAUGUUUUUGUUUACAGAUGAAUAAUAAAAUAAUAAU